AUGGUUGGAGAGCAGGGAAAUCGGACAUCCGGGCCUAGAAACACUGCGUCCCGUUCAGUACCAAACAGUUACUGGUGGAAACGAAUUCACAAUUUAAAUGCGCGGUCAGGAGUGCAAGAAGUCAGUGAUGGCCUUAACUGUGCAGAGAAAUUUAGCUCGUUAGUGUCUUGUCACCGAGGAUAUGGAUCUGUGGCAUUUUAUGCCGUUUUUUCUUUGUUUAUUUUGACAUUCUUGUACGCGAUUUGGAAAAUCGUUAGCGCUCACUCUCGCUCCACACGGAGGCCUGGUUCGAGUAACUCUACAUCAACAACUAAGUUAGGUCCCACGCCGUAUGCCCUCACGGGCUAUCCCGCAGCUCAUCCUUGGAUGACAACAGAAAGCAUAACGGAACAUUUUCAUCAAAAUGUAAAGAAACUUCACCCCUCGCAAAACGAGGCUCCGCAACAGAGGCCUUCGUCUCCAAUUUAUUUUCCUUCACCAAAUAACGAGCAUGAAAAAAUUACAUCUGUUACCAACAAUGACGAUCCUUUAAUUGGAGGGAAUGUUGCGCUCAGGAACCUUUUACCAACUUUGCCUUCUCCAGCGAGGGCGACAAAACGCUUCAAUAACUAUUACCAAGGAGCAUUCAAUAGUAUUCAGCCAGCGUUAAAUUACCCAUCAGAACAAUACCCCGCUGUUUUUAAUCCAAUUCUACCUACAGUUCGUUAUCCGAAAGCUUAUUAUCUUUAUUCUCGGUCUCCAAUACCGGGGGGUGUGAUGGAAAAUCAAAAUUAUCCAAUUGAAACCAAGGUUUCCCGCCCACUUCCAUAUAGCAGCAAUUCCGUCGGAAUUUUAAACGAUAAGCCAGCCGUGUCGUCAUAUCCUGUGGAACCUAAUGUCUCCUACAUAACCCCCUAUUACUUUCCUUCAAACAAGAAUUCUAUGACCAGAAGUUCCUUCAGCAACGGUUAUUAUGGAGAGAGCCCCUUCAUGAGUAAUUUCGUUGGAGCAGAAACUACUCCAUCCCCUCUCAUUUCCUUCCUUAAAGGAAGUUCUAGCAAAGUCAGUUUAUCACCACGACAAUCAAGUCAUACCGAGGAAGGGAGGAAGAAGCCUCGAAGAAAAAACAGAAGACAUAAGAAAAGGAAACAGAGUCGCCCUUUCAGAAAACACUCGGAAUUCGAAGAAAUUCAGGAUAUUGAAGAGGAAAGCAACAGAGCCUCGAAUAAAGCUUCCUCACCAAGACGUCAUAAAAUUGAAGUUGAGAGGAAAGCGGGAAAGCAAACCAAGGAGCGUUAUGGCACACGAAAAUUGGGUAAGGGUCGUCAUAAUGGUUCGACAAGUAGAGGAGUGCGUCAUAGAUCACAUAUCCUUGCAUCAAGACGAGUGCACACUUCAUCGGAAAUUAAAGUUUAUCACACUUAUCAUGGAUUGGAAAAGAAAGCACAACAUAAGAGACGUCAAGACACAUCAAACAAGUAUAGAAGGACAAAUAUUCCACAUCCACAGAUAACUGUGCAGACCGGUCACUCAAGGCGUUCGCAUUAUCAAUUCAGAAAGAAGGAUCAUGCAAUUCAUCGUCAUUCAAAAGGGUUAGGCGGACACCACGUCACACAUGAGCGGCAUGGGAAAAUUUUGGAUUUCAAGCAAUACCAUCGGUACAGAAAGCAUCAUUCUCUUGGUGACGAAAUUCGAGGUAAAUGGCAUAUUAGUAGGCAUCGCGUUAAAACGUGUAAUGUUAUUGAUACUUUUGCAACUCGCGGAACCGUGAAAAUUACAAGGGCUGUGGGUCACAAAAAGCAGUAUUUGCACACAUUACUCGCAUGUCGACCUGUAAGGUUGAGAGUAAGGCAUAGAAACCAUCAACGGACGUUUUCCGUCAAAUAUGCUCAGCUGUGCAGUAAAAGGUGGUACGUGACUAAAGGUGUUAUCCACAUUCAGAAAACAGUUUCCAAUGAAAUAGAAAUUCCACGAUAUAACGUGCGUAUUUGUGACCCUUCUUAUGCGCAUGCCAUGAACCUUCUGCCUACCAAAGAGAAAGAAACCAAGGUUUGGGGUUUAUCCCAAGAAUUUCUUCGUAAAGUGGAGAAAGAGGAUGAGAGAAAAUUCAAAUUAAGCUCUUCAUCUUCGACGCGUGGUCACAAAAAAAAGAAAAAGAGAGUAAAGUCGUGGCAACACAGCAAAAAGAAAAGCUUCAGAUCAAAUAAGACUCGCAACUCCAUCAAAAAGCCAAGAGAGUACCACAAAGUAGAGACAAAGCGGAAAAUACAUCAUCAUAGAGUGCACAAAAAAAGUCACCACCUGAAACGUAAAUCAGAGAAAAGACACAGUGGAAAGAAGAAGAAACAUAACAGGAAAGUCAAGGGUGGUUUGGAAAUGAAAAACAACAAGCUUUCAUCCAAGAGAGGCGAAGAACACGUUCAAAAUCCCGAUAAACUAUUCUAUGGAAAGCUUUUACGAGUUCUUAAACUUGCCAGGACGUAUGAGAGGAAAAAGGAAAACAAAACAAAUAGCGAUGAUGUUUUUGAUUCUCUUGAAGCUGUUCUUACGCAAAAUAGAAAUGUAGACAACAACUCCAUCAGAAGUGAUAACUCGACAUCAAAGAUAAAUCAUGCAAAAGAAAAUAAUGUAACCAAACACAAUGAGAGGGAUGGAGACCCAGCAGGACAACCAAAAAAUCGCCAAAAGGAUAGUAAGGUCAACAUUCAAAGGCUGUUGGCCAAAGUACUUCCUGCAGUAGUAGCUAAAAUCAUCAACGCUGAUCAUGACGUCGGGGAAUCAGAGGCCACUGAGGUAAAGACUAAACCAACACAGAGCACAACUACAGAAAAGACGACGACAAAAAAGCCUAUACCAACGAAUAAGAUUACCACCCCAGCGAAGAAUUCAUUAGGGGAAAAAAGCAUGCAAGACAUCGUGAAACGCAUUUUGCCACUCCUGCUUCAGAGGGCUGGCAAAAAAACAACAAAGCAGGCACAAGGGAUCAAAUCGAAGCAUAAGACAAAAGAGCCAUCAUUUCCACCAAAACGAACAUCUCCUAAACCCAAGAAAAUAAUGGUCAGGACAAGUUUGACGAAUAUUUUAUCAAAGUUAGGCAUAGGCAACUUAGAUUCAAAUAGCCUGAGCAGCACAGUUCUUGCAAAAACAACAAGUUUUAUUCCGAAACCUCCAUUGAAGUCAAAGCCGAAAUCAACUGCUGUUCCGUUGAAGACUACUGUGAUAACGACGAUUCCACCCCAGUCACCAUACACACCACUAACGCCUACUCUUACAACCCAACUACCUCCAACCCUUAGAGAACCGGACAUUGGCCGAUCAUCAUUUCGUCCAACGAUGGAGCAGUUCUUUCCCCCACAUGAAAAUUCACAGAUUUCCCCAGUAGGACCUCCAUCUGUCUCUCAGUCAGAACCUUCAUCUGUUCAGUCACCAGGGUCUUUACCAGCAUCCUCUCCGAUAUCUUUUUCUCCUCGAAGGUCAGAUCCUUACUCGCGAAACAUUUUAUGUUUUGGAGAUAGUUUGACUAGUGGCUUUUUCAACCACGGGCGAAAUUUCCACCCCUACAGUCAACGACUCAGUCAACUACUGAAUUCUGAUGGUAGACUGAAGUAUUACGUCAAAACGAGUGGAAAAGUGCGUGAAAUGGCACAUGGCAGCAUGACCAAGCGCUUACCACAAGUAUUGGGAAACAGCUCACGAUUUGAUUGGGUAAUCAUUCUGGGUGGAACUAAUGACGUAGCACAUGUUAAGAAUUUUGGAGACGAUGAUUCAUUUAUGACUCAGCUAAUUAACGUGUGGCAGCCACGAAUUGCACGUGAUAUUGAAAUGCUCCAUGAAACUGCACACCGGUACGGUGCGCGAACCCUCCUUUUAACCAUUCCGGAAACGGCUUACGAAGCUUGGCCUAGUUUUAAGACCUUGUGGGUUAUGCGUAAUAGACUAAACGAAGACUUGCGAAAGUAUGCGCUUAGAUCACAAGGAAAUGUAGUGCUGUGUGAUUUGGCUGCUAAGUUUCCGAGACAUUCGCUUCCGCCUCAAACCCAAGCUCUUUUGUGGAAUGAUCAUCUUCAUCCUACCGCUUAUGGCUAUGACAAGAUGGCUGAGAUAGUAUACCAGUGCUUAAAACCGUACCUACAUUGAUAUAUAUCUGACAAGAGGAUGAGAAAUGUUUUUCUAAGGCAAUUUAGGCGACUCGUGGUGUUUGUUAAUAACAUAAACAUAGGGCGAGAAAACAUUUUGCCCUUGGUAGUAUUUCCAGUGUUUUGUAUUUUUACAUUUUUUUAACCUCAAAGUACAUAAAACAAUUUCCAUUUUGAUUUUUUAAAAUUAUUUUAUUGAUAUAUUCAGUGUUAGCUUGAUAGCUCUCAGUUAUCGAUACAUUACUCGUACGAUUCCUUUUAUGGCCGUAUUAAGUACUUCAACGGUGAGUAACUUUACGACGUUAAGAAUUAGAUGUGUAAACACUUCAUACGGACAUUUAAUACAAUUAAACCUUUUUUCCUACUGAAAAGUGUGCCAUCUGUCAUUGUCCGUACAUUAUCAAAGUAUAAUCUUAUUUGUCCUCGAACGACAAAUCAAUAAAACCUAAUUAGAUUUAUUUUUUAAGAACUAAGUUCAUUUUUUAGGAUGUUGUUUUUUCCCACUUUAUGAUUCUGUAGUGAAAUAACAUCAAAUAUCACCUAUCCAUUCUAGAGACAUAUAAAUUUGCGCAAGAUUUCCUCCACUUUCUUAAAAACUCAGUUUAUUGAUAAAAACGAAUCGAUAUGGCCAUGAUGUGGCGAUUCUGUUUAAGGAUUCGUGAAGCAACCCUCCAGAAUGGUCAUAAAUUAACGUACAGUGCGAAGAUAUGAAGCGAAAUCAUGUGUCGAUGGAGAUUUCUUUACCGUUUUUAACAUCACCAGGAUUUUAGCAGCCAUAAUCCUUAAACACGAUUUGUCAGGUACUUUGAACAAUCUAUGUCAGGUUCUCUCUAGUAAUCAAACUCUGUCAUGCGUUACCAAGUACCAGUCGACAAUUUAAAACAGUAUUACACGCAAUUGUUGGAUGUCUCCGCAAAGGAAUGAACUGUUCUUGUCAGUAAGCUGUGAUUUUGGAUGGAUUCUCAUCCGUUAUCAGAAAAGAAGGAAAGCUAUAAUCGAAGUUAUAUGUUAAAAUAAGACACAGUAGGGUCUCUUCAUUAUCUGAACCAGUAUCGAAGAGCGCUCUUGAGAUUCAAGGCAAGGAAACCAUUUACGACGUCCAUGGAUUCAUUCAGUUCUAAUUUGAUAGACUGAGCUCUCGAGGUAAAUAAUACAAUCUAGGAAACCUUUGAAAUUCAUGACGGAUGAGUGCAGCAAGAUUAAGUAGCAAGAAAAGUUUUCAUCCUGGCAUGGAUAAAGGACUUUGGCUCUCAAAAGCAUUUUACACGUCAUUUUAUGUGGCUAUUGGGGCACUGUUUCCGUACCUACCAGUUUAUUUCAAACAGCUGAGAUUAUCUUCCCAUCAAAACGGAAUCCUUAUUGGUAUUCGUCCACUGAUUCAGUUUUGCGUAACUCCUCUGUGGGGCGCAUGCGCAGAUAGGUUUUGCAAAAGCAAGGUUAUAUUUCUGAUGUCGGUAUUAGGUUGGUUAGUGUCAAAUUUCUUAUUGUCAUUAGUUCCAACUACUGAUGAACCUCAGUGGUGUAAACUUUACAACAAUAACAACAGCAAGUACAAUGAUUAUAACGAUGGUGAUGACAGAGAAAUUUCAUUGCCGAACAGUCGCACAUCCUCACUUAAAUUUACUGGGAACUUUUCCGAUUCAAACACUGUUACUCGUCAGCAAACAAGAAAACACGAUUUUUUUUCCAGAGUGUCGCCGUAUCUUGACACAACUGUACCGUUCUUACCUAUAACAUUUAAAGAUCUGAAGACUGUUUAUAACGUUACUUUACACAACCAUGGCAAAGAAGCGGAAGCCCUGAGGAUCAAUGACGACUGGAAAGAUCAGCUGGAAGUGGCAUCAUCAGAGCCUUCAGCCACAAAGCCUCCUCAAGAUUUUUCAAACGCAAUAGCAACAGAGAAUGAGUACGUUGAAUGUGACUCCAAGGAAUUUCUAUUCUUGUUACUUGUAACUAUAAUUGGUACGGCGAUUGCAGCUCCAGCCCAAGCAUUUGCAGAUACUGUAACGCUUCAAACUCUUAACGGUGAAUCUCAUAAGUAUGGUCGAGUAAGACUCUGGGGAUCUCUGGGUUGGGGCAUUGGAGGAUUUUCUGUCGGAGCUGCUGUCAGCGCGAAUUAUCGUACGAAUCGUUGUGGUGAGACUGUCAUCAACUACAUGCCUUGUUUUUACGUUUAUGCGGUGGCAAUGAGUGUGGCGUUUGUAUGCGCAACUCAAUUUCAGUUUGAUCAGCCUUUUAUCAAAGAUGAGCAAGAAGUAAAUGUCGCAGGUGGCUCAGAAACUCCAAAAAUUCUCCAAGGGCUCAAGGUUUUUCGUAAUCCUCAAUUCUGUUUUGUCAUGUUCAUCGCGUUUUUUUGCGGUUCAGCUACGGGAUUUAUAGAAACGUUUCUAUUUUGGUAUCUUCACGAAUUAGGGGGAGGACAGUUAUUAUUCAGCGUGAUGAACGGGCUAAACUGUGCGGCAGAAGUGUGUGUGUUUUUUGUGACGGACAAGCUGCUCAGUUUUCUUGGACACAUCAAUGUUAUCUAUGUCGCGUUAUUUUGCUACUCUAUUCGUUUCAUUUACUUCUACUCCGUGAAAAGUCCCUGGGCAGUUUUACCUGCGGAAUUACUCCAAGGAAUUACCACCGCAGCAUUCUGGUCAUCGUGUGUUUCUUACGUUGGGUUGCAUCCCGGAGCACCAAACACAGUUCAAGGAAUUCUAAAUGGAGUUUACAUGGGACUUGGUUUCGCAUCUGGUGGGUUUAUAGGAGGAUUUCUUGUACAAUUCGCCGAAAUGAAAACUUUGUUUCUUUUGUACGCUCUUAUAAGCUUUUGUAUCCUCAUAAUGUUUGUUGUUUUAAACAAGAUCAAAUCAAAAACAUAA
This is a messenger RNA of Pocillopora meandrina, 6979 nucleotides long. Lineage: Eukaryota; Metazoa; Cnidaria; Anthozoa; Scleractinia; Pocilloporidae. The record is from the annotation of a GenBank genome assembly.